AGAUGGGUUUUAUGCAGUGAUCCUAAGCCUAUGAGGCAGACUCCUUUUUCUGCUCUGCACCCUUCAGAAGAGAAUUCCAGAUCAAUCCCUACGGCACCCAGGAAUCUUGGGUCAUCAGCCCUUUCUUCCACAGGGCUGACCCUGACCACUGCCUACCCAUUCCUCCUCACCCUCUGAAAGCAGUUCCCCCUUCCCUCCCCCCACACUCAGGAUUCCCAAGAAAUUUCUUGUGCUUGGUGACACCAUGUCUGGGUUUGCCUCCCUGCUCCUACUCCUGCUUCUUUCUUGCCAUAUCUCAGAAGGCUCCAACUCAGAAGCAAGGAAUAUCACUGAAACCAAGUGUCCUUCACGGAAAAAGAAUUUUGCAGUGCGUAUAGGACACGUUUGUCAGAGGAGCUGCGAACGCCGCCAAUGUUCAAAAACCAGAAAGUGUGCAUGCGACGGUAAAUGUGGACUGAGUUGCAUUUCUCCAGCCUUAAGAUGUCCAUGGCCUGUGACAGUAGAUAAUGCCGUGACACACUUGGCCCAGGAAUCCCACAUGUUUGGAGACUUCAUGACAGUGACCUGCCAGCCUGGAUAUAGAAUACUGGAUGGACAAGAAAUGUCAGUCAGCCGUUGUCAAGGAGACGGGAAGUGGAGUGUCACUACACGCUGUGAAGAUGUUCUUAGUUUUUCAAAUGCUUGCAAAUCUCCUCCUGAGAUUGAAAAUGGAUACCACGAAAAUGGUCCUUAUACCAUAGGAAAGGAAGUGCUAUAUACAUGCAACUCUGGAUAUUGGUUGCAGGGGUCCAAUUCACUUCGAUGCCAAGAAAAUAAGGAAUGGUCAGACAAUGCUCCAACUUGCCAUCCUAUUACCUGUUCCCGGCCACCCAACAUUGCACAGGCAACACUGGUGGCUGUACACCAAUCUGAAUACCCUGUAGGAACUGUAAUCUAUUACUUAUGUCAGAAGGACUUCUUCCUAGAUGGUUCUAACAGAGCCAUCUGCCUGAAAAAUGGAAGCUGGUCCCAACUGCCUUAUUGUAGAGCUCGCUGUCCCGUCAUUGCCCAAAGGAGCCGGAUGAUCUACCAUGGACACAAAGUUUGGGCCUAUGAGAUCCCAAAUGGUCUUGUUCACCAUGGUGAAACUGUCACGUUUUUUUGCCGAAGUCAGAAUAAGACCUGUAAUUAUGAAGCUGAAAGCCGUUGUUUUGAUGGUGUAUUGAAGAUGCCUGAUUGCUAUGAUGAACCAACAUACUUGCAGUACCAUCUCUUCCCCAAAAGAGUUGUAUCCGAAAUACGUGCUUGUUGAACAUCUGACCAGUCACUCAUCCAACAAUGAGAUCUGUCUCCUUGUUCAAGCUUGAAAGACAUCCUGGAAGUCCAAGGGGAGAAAUGGAAAUGAGAAGAU
Messenger RNA from Notechis scutatus (mainland tiger snake), 1390 nucleotides. RefSeq names its product beta-2-glycoprotein 1-like. The record is from RefSeq and is a predicted model, not a curated record. Lineage: Eukaryota; Metazoa; Chordata; Lepidosauria; Squamata; Elapidae.